UGUUGUUCCGUCUUUUGAGGGGAUCCAAGUGUCGUGUGGAAAGAAGCGCAUGCGCAGAUGUAGUCUUAAUUAAUGGAGUUAAAUUAGACAACAGGUGUUCUCUGAAUGUAUGGCGGUGGGUGUACAACUGAAAUGAGAAUACAAAUUCUUUGUGCAGGUGUUGGACUUAAUUACUGGCAUAAAAGUACAGAGGGGAACCGGGAAAAAAAACAUUUAUUUAGUCUGGAGACCUUCUAUUAUCCGUUUUCCUUCGCUGAAGUGCACAACUAUCUACAUAAAUCCGCUCAAUGGGCUAUGUUGCCAUGUUUGCUCCAGACAAACGCUCCUGAAUUGUGCGCUGCGGUUUGCAGAGUGGAUGCAGGAUGCGAGGAUGUUUGUGUCUCCUCUGUGAAGAGGAGGGGAGUGCACUCUGAUUGACGUCAGCUUGUUUUGUGCAGACGGACAAUGAGCAGCUGUGUGUACAAAUUUACAGAACAAACCCGGGCCUGAAAUCCCGGCAUCGCUGCUGCUGCUAUUUAUGCAUCGAUAGAAGAGAUGCGACGCUGCUGUUUCUGCAUGCUGCCUUUUUCACUCAGGAGUCGUGACGCGCGAGCUGCAGAUGACGCUCCUCGCGCAGCAGGGGAAGCCCGAACUGCAGGAAAAGGGGGCGCCAUUUUUAAACCAAUAGCUAAACAUUUAAGGUCUUCUUAAAAAAUGGAGGGCAAACGUUUCGGCUCCUCUGGAAAAUACCUGGACCGCUUCAUCCAGAACCAAGACUCAUCGGUGGUGAACAAGUUCCAGAAGAGGUUCUGGAAAACCAAGCAGACGCUGAUCAAAGUCACCGGGAAGAAAGAGGAUGAACACGUGGUGGCGUCAGACGCAGACCUGGACGCCAAGCUGGAGGUCUUCCACUCCAUCCAGAGAACAUGCAUGGAGCUGCUAAAGGUCAUUGAGCAGUACCAGAGGAGGAUCUGCUUCCUCUCUCAGGAGGAAAACGAGUUGGGUCGUUUCCUUCGCUUCCAGGGGUCGCAGGAUAAAAGCCGGGCUGGGAAGAUCAUGCAAGCGACAGGGAAAGCUCUCUGCUUCUCCUCCCAGCAGAGACUGGCUCUGAGGAAACCUCUGUGCCGUCUGUACCAGGAGAUCGAGACUUUCCGUUACCGGGCCAUCUCUGACACGUGGCUGACGGUGAAUCGGAUGGAGCAGUCUCGGACCGAGUACCGCGGAGCCUUGCUUUGGAUGAAGGACGUCUCUCAGGAGCUCGAUCCAGACACGCACAAACAGAUGGAGAAAUUUCGCAAGGUUCAGGCUCAGGUUCGGACGACUAAAAGUAGCUUCGACAAGUUAAAGAACGACGUCUGCCAGAAGGUCGACCUGCUGGGGGCGAGCCGCUGCAACCUCUUCUCACACAUUCUGACCACAUACCAGACGACUCUGUUGCACUUCUGGGGGAAAACCUCUCACACCAUGGCGGCCAUACACGAGAGCUUCAAGGGCUGCCAGCAUAAUGAGGUUUCCGCAGUGAAGGAUUCCAUGGACAAAAAGAUGGAGAAUAAAACAUCGGAAAGGGAAAUGGAGGAGAGACGAAAUGAGACGACUAAUGACCAACUAAUCUCAUUAGGAAAUGAAGAAAAAAGUGAACAUUUGAGAGAAGAGUUGGAUGGUGAGGAGGACAGUCUGGCUCUGCUCAAUGAGAUCCUGGGCGGUUUGUUUGUGGAUGAUUUUUCCCAGGAUUGGGCCAAAGGUUCUGGGGACACGGAGGCGAGCGCCGGGCCGCCUGACACCCAGCAGCAGGAACACUCGUUCUUUUUGCCGUCGCAGCUUUUGGACCAAAGCUUGAACAAGUCUUCUGUCUCAGACUGGACCGGGAUCGUCCCACAGCCAGACUUAUCACCUGGAUCUGGACAGAACCCCCUGAAGCCAGCGGUGAAAGAAACAAGCGGACCAUCCAAAGAUCUGUCGGCGUGGUUCAACCUGUUCGCUGACCUGGACCCUCUCUCCAAUCCAGAUGCAAUCGGAGCAGCCAGCAGAGAAAACGAGCUUCACACUGCAUAGUUCUUCCUGAGCAGCGUGACACAUUUAAAAACUACAUCCAUUUGUUUUGGCUUCAGCUGCAAACUGUUUCCAGUAUGAAGAUAAGCACUUAUCAGAGGCUGGAAGACUGGAUUUUUAAACGUCUUCCAAACGCCAACAGAAACUAACACAUUAUAAAAUCAAUCACAAAUACUAUAUUAUGACAAAACAUAAUGCACCAAAUGUGUUGCCCUAAUAGCUGCGUUUCCGUUAACUAUAUAAUUGUUUAAUUUAAUAUUUCAAAAAUAAAUUCUCUUAAUGGAGAUGUCAAUUUAGAAAAAAAUAAAUUUUUUGAUGAAAAAUUUUGAUGUUAGGUGGUUUGCAAUUGGUUUAUUGUUCAAAACUAAAUUUAAUUUAAUUUUUCUGCAUUAUACAAGAGUCAAAUAAUCAACAAUUGGAUGGUACUACUGGUAGAAACCACAAAGAAGAAGACAGGAAGUAAUAUGAGGAAGAUGGCACAGCAUUUGUUUAUUGUGUGAACAUACAUAUUCACGUGAUUUAAUUGCAUUUCUUUUUUAAUCAAAAUUGCAAAAUUGUUUUUUUUAUAUUAGCAAAAUUUUGCAUGCAUUUGUAAUGGAAACACAGGGAUUGUCUUGAGGAAUAUUGCCCAUAAAAAUUAACCCUCCAUUGCCGUUGUCAUAACUCUUAACUAUAGAUGAAAUUCUGCAAUUAUUCUUCAAUUAAAAAGUUAAUGUUUCAGUACUCUAAUUAAAAUUUUGAAAUUAUGUAGUGCUACUUUUAAACAUUAAUUUGUGUUUUAAUUUGUAUAACUUUCAACAGAUAAAAGCAGAGUGUUGAUUUGAUUAGGGAAUAUUGUCAACUAAAGGUGGAAAAAUGUAAAAAAAAUAAAAAUAAUAAAAAAAAGACUCACCUAUUGAAAGUUUUAGCAAAAGGAAGUGAGAAAAUCCAGCCUUCAUCAGAACUCAGCUGUAUUUUACAGCUGUAAAAUUAUAAACUGGUCACAAAAAGUUGGUAUUUUGAUUCUUUAUAAACAUUUGUACAAAAGUUUAGCUUUAGCAAUUGUUUGGAGAUUUUAAUCUAGAUUUAAACCUGAUGAAAUAUUUAGAAAGUGUUUCACAAGGGAUUUUAUUAAUCAAAACAGCGACUCCUUUUGCUAUCAGAUGCAAAAUGCACAUCUGUUGUUUUUCAGCUUAAAUUUUUGUUUUGUAAACUUGAAUUUAAGGGUUUCUUAAUUAAGAGUCGUAGAAAGAAGAUGUUCCUUCCACUCACAGUUCAAGCUUUCAAUCAACACAACUUAAAGGUUUUGCACUGUGAGUUUUUAUAAGACAUCCAGUUGGUGUUGAAACUGUUUGCUUUAUUUGAGAUUACAGAGAUUACUACAGAGAUUCCCUCUGUAGUUACAUAAACCCGUUACUGCAUGCUGCCAGUUAUACUGUUGGUCAUCACUGCUUUAUUUCUUUUUUUAAGUCUUUAGACAUGUAUGUAUUUUCCAGGGCUGCUCCUUUUGGGCAAUAUUCAGUUUUACACUGAUCAGUCCCUUCAGGAUCUUGAUAUUGUUUUUGUGAUUUUUUUUUGUAAUCUCAGAUUUUGUGAUGCUAAUUUAGAAAUAUUUUCAUGGAUUUAGUGAUAUUUGAGCUUCUGUAUGAUGGUAAAUGUGACUUAAAGCUGAGGCAGCAGUGUAGUAGAAGUAAGAAAUACUGCCACCUGCGGGUGGGAGUUGCAAUUACAAAUGUUCGCAAAUCUUAGUAAUCCGCCGAAGUUAAAAUCCACAAUUUUGGAAUUUCCAUUAUAUAAGAAACAUAAUUGAAAUCACACAGAAAUAAGUUUGUUUACGUGAUAAGGCGUUAAGAAAACAUGCACCGCCACGGUUCUCCAACUACUUCCUGUCGUCUUCAUGGUUUCCACCAGUGGUAACGUCCCGUUUUUGAUCAUGUGACUCCUGAUGUGAGAAAUUGUUUCCAUUGCAGUUUUGCAAAAUAAACAAAUUUUGAUACGGUCAAAAAGACACCUCAUCCUAAAGCUCAAAAACGUAUGAAAGAAAUAAACAGAAUUUUUCAAAAUUGGUUUGUAUUCAUUCAGAAAAUAUUUCCAAAAUGUCAGUUUGCGCAGUCAUAAGCUAAAUGGAAUCACAGCUAUGCUCUUAAAUGUUUCUGAACAUUUUUGCACUAAAUUAGCAUUAAACUAAUAAUUAUGUAUUACCAUAAAAAAAUGUGGGAAUCUGUUGAUUUUGUGUAAAUUGUUAAAUCGCAAAAAACUGCAGGGACUGAUAUAGUUUUACAGAUUUUUCUUAAAAAACCGCUUUGAUUUGAUUGAUAACUUAAUAUUUGAGCACUAAACGUCUCCUAAAGUUUCUAUUUAUGUGUCCGGUUGGAGUCAAGAGGCCCACAUAAAAAGCUACGGCGGACUGGAUUUGCCCCCGAGCCUCAAAUUUGACACACCAGCCUUAAGAUAUUUACAGAUGAGACUCGUUUUGACUCUUGAAGCUACGCGUUGUUUUAAUUUUCCAUCAUGAUAUCGACUUUAUGAAGAGCCUUAACUUUACCUCAUGUUACUGAAUGCUGAUCUGUGUCCAUGUGUGUCUCAAUGCCCUUUAAAAAGAAAAGACAUAUCAAUUCAAAAAGGCUUUUCUGUUUCCUUUAUUGAAAAAAACAAGAUCUACACAAAAACAUGUAAAACAGGAGAAUCAAUUCAUCAUCGCCAACAACGGCAACUGCUUCUUUAAACGCUCGGCGCACUCUGAAGGGAUGCGGUCGAAGAUUUUGAAGUUGCAGAACAGAUUUUAUUUUUGAGGGAUCGGUCAUUAUCCAGAUAAAUCUCAACAGGGUGUCAUCAGCAUAUGAACUGCAACGUUUAUGCUUUAAUAUCUCUAAAACGUGCUGAGAGCUCAGCAGUGAUAUCAGACGUUAAAUGGCCGUUUUCCUUUAUGGAGCCCAAACUAUAAAACAAACUAGUGUCGUUUUUCUGCUAAAUAAACAUCAAUUGCACAUUCUUCUGAUUGUUUUAAGUAACAAACUUGGAUACAGCACAGAACAGUGAUUAUCGUUUCCUUUCCAAUUAAGUGCUUAAGUUUGGGAUUACAAAAAAGAAAAAAGAAAAGUUUGUGUGUUUCCCAAAUUAUGCAGCAAUGGCUUUAUGUUGAGCACUGGUCGAUUUUACCCCUUUAUUAUUCUUAUUUCUAAUAAUCCCCUGAUAGCCUAAUGUAAGGAAAUGUUUUUACUCUAAUAAACUUCUUCAAAUCUCAGAAGGUCAGUCAAGGUCAAAUCUGUCAAUUUUGACACAAACAGGAUUUAUUUAAAGCCAGAAAACCAAAGACAAUUUUGAAAGAAUGCUACAAAUAAAUCACAAUCAGUCUUUAGAUUAAAUAAUAAAUUAGGUAAAGAAUUUUAAAAUGCACCUUUUUGAAACAAAAUAACCCUUUUGAUUGUUUUGAUUGAAGCCGUCUAGAAUAGGAAGGGAACUGUAAACUGAGAAUUGAUUCUUAAAGAAAAACAUUUUCACUAUAAAUAUGUUGGGUAGAUGUGUGCUCACCUUUUGAGAACAAAAUAAGAUUAAAUUAGCUCUUUUCUUAAGAUCAUCUGGGAAAUCUACAACUGAAGCAGGAAGUCAAUAACAGCUGUUUUUGAGCCUUUUUGGUAAAAAAUACCUUUAUUUUCAUCAAUAUUUAGCAACAUUUGUUUUUCUUUGCUGUGCAUUUUAAAUUCUCUCUGAUCCACCUCAUGCGCAGCUUUAGAUUCAGUGAUGUUUGAGAGGCAGAAAACCAGAUUUUCUAGAGUUUGAGUGGCAUGACGACGUCUUCGGAUUAACCUAAAAGCAGCCAGAACACGAUUAGAAAGAGAGACCUGCACAUGAGCUCACCUAAUAUAAAUCAUUCUGGUUGCAGCUUUUCAUGGGUAGAAAUCAACACUCUCCAUGAACAGGAGCAGAAAUUACAACGUCCAUCAAACCAGGGGUGUCCAAAGUGUGGGGCGGGGGCCAUUAGUGGCCCUUGGACUGAUAGACAUUUUAUUUCAAAUCAAGAUAAAAUUAUUGCUGAUGUAAUUUAUACCCCACAAAGUUUUACAAAGCGUUUGUAAUAGAAUCACAUUUAUUUAUAAACUUUUUUUUUAACGGAAAAGCCAACUUUAAUGUACCAAAAUCAGCUUUUUUAAAUUUAUUAAACAAGGCAAAAUAUAACAUUUUUAAAGAAAAUCCUGUUAUAACUGAGAAUUGUUUUUUUUAAUACAGCAAACAAGCAAAAUCCUUGUAAAAUUUGGGAUGAUGAAUAAUUUCCCUUUGUUACAAAGGGAUGCUGCUGGAGAGCAACAUUUUGGCCCUGAUGUAAAACGCUCCUGUUGUUGGUAAAAUACAAACUCAUUAUAGCUUAAAAUAUAAAGUAACGUUUUCUAUUCUGCUGACACGUGUUUAUUUGCCUUUUAAAUUUUUUUCACUGGUUUGAAUUUUUUCCCAUCCCAUUGUUAAAUAUUGGACAGAGAUCAUCCCCUUUCUCCAUUCUGCUGCCAUCAGAAAACAUUUUUAUAAUCUCCCUCCUCACUCAAUAAACCACUUUAUAAAACUUUUUGCACCCAAACGGGAAACUCUGCCUUCAGUUAUUUCAGAUUUUGAAUUGUCUCUUUCAGCUUUUUUGUGUUUUUCUUUCCCAUUUUUAUUGAUUUUGACCAGUGAAAUAGAUCAAACAGCUUAUUUACAGGUAUAAAGUGGGGCUCCGGACCUGAAAGGAGCAAAUUGACCCCGAGCCUCAUAUGACACUGAAUCACUUUACAAAAAUGAAAAACACACAAACAUUCUGGCACAAACAUUGGUCUGAUAUCUGGAAUACGACGGCCUCUGUGCCGUUUUGUCGUUUGCUUUGGUUUGUGUUUAAUAUAAUUUUUAGAUAGCUGCAACAUUCUCAAGACAAAUCGAAACAGCUUGUGAAUUAACGUAACUUCAGCAGCUCGGUGAGGAAUGUGUCGUAGGCACCUGGAACUGGCUUCAAUGUCAAAACCUAAAAAAUUCAGUCUGAAUUAAACUUUCCUGGGAAUGAAAAAAAAAAA
Messenger RNA from Gambusia affinis (western mosquitofish), 7043 nucleotides. It is a transcript of the gene ica1, whose product is annotated as islet cell autoantigen 1. NCBI's taxonomy places the organism in Eukaryota, Metazoa, Chordata, Actinopteri, Cyprinodontiformes, Poeciliidae. Gene Ontology annotation, cellular component: Golgi apparatus. Bases 694 to 2031 code for a protein of 445 amino acids. Gene Ontology annotation, biological process: regulation of transport. Gene Ontology annotation, molecular function: protein domain specific binding. The transcript has 16 exons. The record is from RefSeq and is a predicted model, not a curated record.